Molecule: messenger RNA, 5838 nt
Organism: Felis catus (domestic cat)
Lineage: Eukaryota; Metazoa; Chordata; Mammalia; Carnivora; Felidae
Gene: TRIM52
Product: tripartite motif containing 52
Exons: 2
Coding region: 2851-3711 (286 amino acids)
Cellular component (GO): nuclear body
Molecular function (GO): zinc ion binding
Source: RefSeq, a predicted model, not a curated record
CCUGGGCAACGUAACCAAUGCUAGACUGCCUCUCUAGUACCUCUGGCAAAUGGUCCCCAGUGUCUGUGACAAGGGCUUGCCUUGUCACCAUGAACUGGAAUUUAAUUAUCUGCAGUUGAACUCUUGUGUGGGCUUCUCCAACCUAAAAAUUCUGCUAGGGGCACAUGGCUGGUUGGGUCCAAAGAGCAUGCAACUCUGAGCAGCCCCCUCUUCUUUUGUUCUACUCCCCAGCUGGUUCCCCUACCAUUCCAUGUGUAGGGUACAACCCGCAUUCAGAGAUGGGUAAGUAUUUCAGCCCUGAAAUGCAGUUUCAGUUCUUCUUGUUCAGAUUUCCCCUCAUGGCUCCUCAGCUCAGUCAUGACCUCUAGGAAGGCUCCCAGAUUGUAUACUGGGAAUUUACUUGUUAGUUUCCUAACAAAUAAACACUACCAAUAGAUGCCCCACUGUAGGCAGGCCAGGCCUGGGUUUCAACUCCCUCCCUCUCCAAACAUAAGGUUUUCCAAACCACUAAACGACAGGCAGUAGGAUAUUUUUCACCACAGGGUCCCAAUCUCCUGACCCUUCAAAGAGGAGGACUUUCUUCUAUGGCUCAUCUACUACAGGAAGGGCAUAUAAUAGUAGGUGAUGGGGAUACAAAGAUAGCCCCAGUAGGCACUGUUCCAAUUACUUUACAGAUGUCAAUUAUUCCAACUUCACAACAACUCUAAUAUAUGUGUGCUACUGUCAUCUUUAUUUUGCAGAUGGGGAUAUAGCAGCACAGUUGUUAAGAAACUAGUCCAAAGUCACACACAGAGUUAAGUGACAGAGUUGGAGUGCUAACACAGUCUGGGACGAGCCUCAGGGAAGCAUCUCCUUCAAGAGGUUAUGCCUAGGCAGAGACCUGAAGGAUAAUUAAGGAGCUAUAUCUGGGUGAACCAGUGAAACAAAAGCCUUCCAGGUGGAAGAACAUGCCCAAAGACAUAGAAGCCAACAGCCUAGCAUGAGUGUGUCAGACUUCCAUUUCAGGUGGAUGGUUCUGGUGGCUUCAGGAUGGACUGAAAUGAGGGCAAAUGACCCUUUGGGAAAUGUAUCCAGUUGGAAGCUGAUAGGGUCAGAUCUAGGAUGACAGGAAGAGAUAGAGAAAUCGGCCUAGGUUUGGGGAGAUAAAAAUCAGCAGGACUUGAUGGUUGCAUUUUGUUGUGUUUGUUUACUAUUUAUUCAGCAGAUAGGCUGUAUGUUCAGCAUUAUGAUAGAUGAGCUGCAUGUACAAUGUUAACAGCAUAUUUACCAUCCCUGCUCUGUAGAAUUUACAGUUCAAGUUUGGGCUCAGAGAGGGACAGCAGGGGUUCCAGGGUGCCUUGAAGAUUCCAUUAGGGCAGGUGGUGUUCCUCAAACCAAACAGUGACCAAUUAGUGAAGGGUGCAAUCAUACCAGUGGAUCUUGAACAGCAUUUUACCGAAGCAAAAUAGAAUAGAACAUAUCAGGGUGCCUUGACUGCCAUAAGGGAAAGAACAAUUUUCAGAAAUCUUAUUUCUGUUACAUAUGUGCAAGUCUGUAUUAGAUUAACAUAUGCAAUGCACUUCUUAAUGAGGGCCAAGGAAAGAAAGAAAAACAAACCUUGUAAAAACCUUGGGUUAAGGAUAACCACACGCCUGUAACUCUGAACAUCUUGAAGGGACUGAUCAUGCCUUACUCAUGUUUUUGUUCCUAUAAUAAAGUGGAUGGAUAAAUGGAUGGGUUAUGCAUGUAUGUGAUAGAUGGAUGAAUUAAAUGAAUUAAUGAUGGACAUUAAUUAAAUGAAUGGGCAGGUGGAUGGGUGGAUGUAUUCAUGCAUGCAUGGAUAAGUGAGGGGAUGGUGAAUGGAAGCAUUAUUGAUGAAGACAAAAAGAUCUAUAGAAUAAGUCAGCGUAGGGCAUGCUGAGUCUGAGGUUAUCUGAGAAAUUGCAGGACAGUGGAGAUGGACAUAGAAGUCGUAACGGGAGAGAUGAGGGCUAGAAAGCCGAGGCUCUGCAGGUAGUAAGGGAUUAAUUGGUUUGAGGAGAAAAGUUGGAGGUAUACGAGUCCCCACGCGAGAUCCUUUGAUUUCACAGCCACUCCACGCUACCGCAAGCACCACCCCACUGCGUUCUUGCAGGCCACACCCUCGAGCGUGGCCUCCGUGGAGAGGGCGUUCUCACUACCACAAAGGCUUCAGGCUAGAAGGGCCGAAAGUGCACGAGAGCACUUGGACGCCGCUCUCCCCACCCUUUUGGGUCCGUGUCCGGGGAACUGCCUCGGCUGAGGGACUGCUGGACACUCUGGCUGGUGUGGAGCGGUGUAAUGGUCUGUUGAUUCUCUUUCCACCUCUGCCCAUUCUCACGUCUUUCCUAUCAGGACCGGCUGGAUGGCCGUCAGGGCUCCCAACUGUCGCGUCCCCUGGGGCAUCAUAGAGAACGUAGUCCUCCAUUGGCUCAGUCUACCCUUUCCGAGUGUGGGUUAAAGUGCCUACGUCAUUUUCGGUCGCCUCGGGCUGGGUGGGGAGUGCCGCCACCAGAGGAGGACGCCGCUGGGUCGGGCAAACCUGGAGGGAGGCAGGAAACGUGUCGGGACCCGGAUUUGCAGGCUGAGGCUGGAAGGAAAGUGGAAGCUGCAGCCUGGUUCCGCUCCCGCUCCUCUUGGAGGGCGGCUGAGUCAGCGCUAGAGGGCUUUCGUGCCUUGAGCUGGGAAGAGCCUGAGGGAGGGGAGUAAGGCUCCUUUGCCGGCCUGAGGAGGAAGAGCAGUGUAGAGAAAAACCUUGGGUCAAAAGCGUAGCUUGGACACGUAGCCUGCAGACACGUUCCCCGCUCCUCAGCUCGGAGUUGACGCAUCCACACCUCCAGGCUGCGCAUUAAAAUGGCUGGCUGUGCCACUACUCCUAACCCCAUGCAGACCCUUCAGGAGGAAGCGGUGUGUGCCAUCUGCCUGGAUUACUUCAAGGAUCCCGUUUCCAUAGGCUGUGGGCACAACUUCUGCCGAGGAUGUGUGACCCAACUGUGGGGCAAGGAAGAUGAGGAAGACAGGGACGGGGAAGAAGAUGGAUGGGAAGAAGACGAGGACGACGAUGUGGAGGGGGCCACCGGUGGAUGGGACAACUCUAUUCGAGAGGUUUUGUACCAGGGCAGUGCUGACGAGGUGUUCCAGGACCAAGAAGAUGAACUCUGGGUUGGUGACGGUGGCAUCAGAAAUUGGGACAACAUGGACUAUGUGUGGGACCAGGAGGAAGAAGAGGAGGAAGAUCAGGACUAUUACCUGGGAAGCUUGAGACAUGACCUGAGAAUUGACGUCUACCCAGAAGAGGAGAUAUCGGAAGAAUACGAGGACGAGGAAGAGCUGUAUCCUGACACCCACUUACCUCCUCCUCCUCCACCUCCACCCCCUCCUCCGCCCCCUCCACGUCAGUUCAUCUGUCCCCAGUGCCGAAAGAGCUUUAAGCGUCGCAGCUUUCGUCCCAACUUGCAGCUAGCCAACAUGGUCCAGAUAAUUCGCCAGAUGAGCCCCACUCCUUAUCGAGGAAGUCGGGGGAAUGAUCAGGGCAUCUGCUCCAAACACCAGGAAGCCCUGAAACUUUUUUGUGAAGUGGACAAAGAGGCUAUCUGUGUGGUGUGCCGAGAAUCCAGGACCCACAAACAACACAGCGUGGUGCCAAUGGAGGAGGUGGUGCAGGAGUACAAGGUCAACAGCCAGGGGAGUGCUUGCGCUGAGCAUCUCUACUAGAUGAUGUGUGGAAUCUCUCACCUCUCCAUUUGUGCCAAGUGCCCAGGGCACUUGGCAUGACCCCAGUUACGAACAGCAAGCUGGAUAUUGGUGUGGGUGAAGGUAAGAGUCUCCCACGACCAGAGGAGAAACAAAAUACAUGGGUCGAAGUCGAGUUGGACUAUAGUGUUGGAAAAGCAAGAAGACAGCUAAUUGGGGGUGCUAUGGUGGCGGGUGACAUACGUGACUGGGAACCUUGAAGCACAGUCAGGACAGCGUCCUGAAGAGCCAUGAUUCUUCCCCAAGCCUGCUGGCCCUCUUGUCAAUUGCCCCUUACCUCCAUCUCACGGUUUGAGUUUCAGCACCUGCAACAAUCCAGUUCAAGACUUUUGCACUGACUGUCUCUCCAACUACAUCUCCUCCCACAUACUUUCCCUUAUUGGAACAUUAACUUUCCAUAUAGCCACAGGGCUGUAUCCUACUUCUUCCUCUCUUUGCUCCAAUCUCUCUCUCAAUCUCCGUUCCACUCACCCCAUCAAAUGUAAACCAAACCAAACUAAACCAAACCAAACAAAACAAAAAACAGGUCCCCACCAUCUUGGCUCACAGGUGUAUUCCCCCCAACACCUAAAACAGGAACUGGUACCAAAGAAAUGCUAAGUUUGCCUGCAUUUACUCUGCCAGGCACCAUUCUGGGCGGCUUUACAUUUAUUGACUGAUUGAUUGAUUGAUUGAUUGAUAGAGAUAGAGCACAAGCAGGGGAGAGGCAGAGGGCAGAAUCCCAAGCUGGCUCCGUGCUCUCUGCGCAAAGCUGGACACGGGGUUCGAACUCACUAACUGUGAGAUCAUGACCUGGGCCAAAAUCCAGAAUCGGUCGAUUAACUGACUGAGCCACCAAGGCGUCCCUGGGUGCUUUACCUAACUCACUUACUCUCCUCAACAUCGUUUUAGGUUGAUACUAUUGUUUCCAACCUCAUUUUACAGAUGUGAAACUAAAAAUAAUACACAUUACAAACAAAAUAAUUAUGUAUAAUCCCCCUUAUUUUGCAUAAAUGAUAGUCACUGCUAUCAUCCUGGUCUGUGCAAACCCCCCCCAUUUAAAAAACAUUUGAGGGGCACCUGGGUGGCUCAGUCAGUUAAGCAUCUGAAUCUGAAUUUUGAUUCAGGUCAUGAUCUCAGGAUUAGUGAGUUCGAUCCCAGUGUCCAGCGUUCUGCCGAGAGCAUGGAGCCUGCCUGAAUAUUCUCUCUCCUUCUCUCUCUGCCCCCACCCCCGUUCAUGUGCACCUCCCUCUCUCUCUUAAAAUAAAUAAACUUUAAAAAAAUAAAAUUAAAAAUACUUGAGAGAGGCGCUGCCAGCCAGCAUCAUAUCUUAAUUUCAAGAAUGUGCCGUAGCGGGAGGCACUACAUACUCACAUACCAUGAGGUUAAAUGGGAGGGCGGUAGCCAGCCAGGCAACCAUGUUCCACUGCUUCCCAGUCUGAGGACACCUCCUUGGGGGCACGCCUGGACCCCCCAGCCGGCCUUUCUGUGAGGUGUUUAGGCCCAGAGCGGCUUUGGACCCGAGUCCCCAGAAUUCAGAACCCGGAGGCCUUUCCUCUCGCGGCCGUUCAGUUUCUAUGACGGCUCUCUGCACUCCUGCCUAGACGAGAGCUCGGUGACCGAUAAGCGGCCCACGGACCGAUUUUUCGUUCCUCCCCGCUUUUCCGCACCGUAACCCAUUUUCGUCUUAACUCCUGCCUGGACUAAGCCCUUCCGAACAGGGAGUGCCUCAGCCAAUUCCCUCAGAGCAAAAACCUCUUGAUGAAAGAGCUGCCCUCUGAGACAGAAGUCUGUUAGGGCUUAAUAAUUCACCUGAGCACAGUGUAUUUAAAAAAAUUUAAUACCAUAUUUUUCAUAUCGCUUACCAUUACUUGCAGUUCUCACCCAGAAAUUAAGCUCCCUCAGCGUUGCCCUCCGAGCCACCCUGCGGAAAGGGCGGGGCUCGGGCUGUGCCACGUGGGAAUACCAAAGGUGCUGGGCGAUCCUGACGGGAAUGUGCCGUGCACUUCCCCUCUUCCGCUUCUUAGACAUCACGCCCCAGUGAACGUUUGAUGGGUUCUUUAAAACACUUGACCGAGUUGGUUUCAGAAUGUUUUUGUAUGGCACUGC